GUUUUAUUGUAAUGAUCUGGAGACGUGACGCAAGAGCAAACCUUGUAACUUGUACCUGUGAUAAAACAAUAAUAAAUAAGCAAAAUUAGUUAUUAGAACAAUAUUAAAAAAUCGUGUUACGAAUAACCGGGUGCCACAUCCACACAAGUAAUUGAUAAGUGAUAACCAUAAUGAACACUGAAGAAAUCACAAUAACGGUACCUUGGGGCCACCUGGCAGCCAAAAUAUGGGGCAACAAAAACGACCCUCUCGUGCUCGUUUUCCACGGAAUCAUGGACAACGCGGGCUCAUUUGACCGCCUAAUUCCGCUCCUCCCCAAAUCAUUUUGCUACAUUUGCUUCGACUUGCCCGGUCACGGAAAAUCGAGCCAUUUCCCCCCGUUUUUCCCAGCCUACACCCUUAAUAACGUCCUAGUUUACAAAAUAAUAGUCCAGUAUUUCAAAAAAGAAAAGUACACGAUUUUGGGGCACAGCUACGGGGGCCAGAUCGCCUUUUUAUUCGCCCAACUGUACCCCGAAUAUGUGGAAAAGCUGAUAAUGCUCGACACUAUCCACUUGUUCCCCGUCCAUGCGGGCCAAUUCCGGCAAAACCUCAGGGACAAGAUGGACUUUUGCAUCGAAUUGGACCAGAAAAUUAAAACUGGGACCCGUCCAACGUACACUUACGCCGAAGCCUUACAGAAACUGCAGGACCAAAGGGCCAACGGCUACAUCAGUCGUGAGGCGGCCGAGGCGCUGCUCCAAAGGGCGAUUGAGAGGACCGACGACGGGAAAUACGCCUUUACGGUCGACCAGAGGAUGAAACAGUUUAUAAACCCGAUCCACGAUUUUCGGUACAUUCUCGAAACGUUGAAAAAGUUUCCGGUCACGUGCCCCGUUUUGAUGGUUUUGGGGCGCGACUCAGAGUUGCAGCAAAUGUACAUGAAAGGGGUCACAAACUUCUUUAAAAAGUAUAGAAACAUACGGAUAACUUAUGUGGAUGGGCACCACGAUGUGCAUAAUAAUAGCCCCGAAAUUGUGGCUCCGCACGUGUCCAAGUUUUUGGUGGUGAAAAAAGCGAAAUUGUAAUGUUGGGUAAAGUUUAAUUAAUUCUAGGGGCAUUUAUACACAAUAAAGACUGUGAUAGUCUCUUAGUAAACAUGACAAUUGAUGGUUUUAAUAAAUUAUGCAAAUUUUUA
Messenger RNA from Tribolium castaneum (red flour beetle), 1177 nucleotides. RefSeq names its product serine hydrolase-like protein. NCBI's taxonomy places the organism in Eukaryota, Metazoa, Arthropoda, Insecta, Coleoptera, Tenebrionidae. The record is from RefSeq and is a predicted model, not a curated record. The transcript is spliced from 2 exons. The coding region runs from base 171 to 1067 and encodes 298 amino acids.